This is a messenger RNA of Frieseomelitta varia, 1695 nucleotides long. It is a transcript of the gene cn, whose product is annotated as kynurenine 3-monooxygenase. Lineage: Eukaryota; Metazoa; Arthropoda; Insecta; Hymenoptera; Apidae. Gene Ontology annotation, biological process: NAD+ metabolic process; L-tryptophan catabolic process; quinolinate biosynthetic process. Gene Ontology annotation, molecular function: FAD binding; NAD(P)H oxidase H2O2-forming activity; kynurenine 3-monooxygenase activity. The coding region runs from base 215 to 1591 and encodes 458 amino acids. The transcript has 11 exons. The record is from RefSeq and is a predicted model, not a curated record. Gene Ontology annotation, cellular component: mitochondrial outer membrane.
GCAAAGAAAAAUCCGGGUCCUUUCAUAUUCUACACUUCUUCCAAAACCUUCCGAAUCGUCGAAAAAGAAUUACGAUUGUAUUUUCCUUUUUCGAGGAUUAGCGUUACGUGACUCCAGUGACCAGUACUACAUUAGUACCUACACGUGUAUGUUAAGACGAGGAUUAUGCUAGGACAGGUAGUUGAUCAGCGGCUUCGGUGCAGAACGGUAUACCAUGGCGGUCGUCGAUCGAAAGUCGCGGAUUGCCAUCGUGGGGGGUGGUUUGGUCGGUUCUUUGGCAGCUUGCUUCUUCGCCAAGAGAGGCCAUUCUGUAUCCAUCUACGAAUAUCGUGCAGAUAUCAGAGUGGAGGAUUACCGGGGCCAGAGCAUCGAUUUGGCACUGUCGAUCAGAGGGCGGGAGGCUUUAAGGGCUGUUGGCCUUGAAGAGUCUGUGGUCGAUCAUCAUGGUAUUGCCAUGCGUGGUAGAAUGUUACACAACAAGGACGGCACCCUCAGAGAAAUGCUUUACGACAGUGUGAAAGGGAAUUGUAUUUACUCGGUCAGCAGGCGAUAUUUGAACAUAGUUCUAUUAAAUGCCGCCGAGAAGUAUCCGGAAGUGAGUCUCUUUUUCAACAAGAAAAUCAUCGACGCAAAUGUGGAUAAUGGAAAGCUGAAGAUACUGGACACGAAGACGAAAACGAUCGAAGGGGUGGAGGCUGAUUUAAUAAUUGGCGCUGACGGUGCUUACUCCACUGUCAGAAGGAUAAUGGCGAAACGACCGCUGUUCAAUUGCAGUCAGACGUACAUCGAGCAUGGUUACGUUGAGUUAUUUGUCCCCGUUGGGACAAACAACGAGUUCGCGAUGAGUGGUGAACACCUUCAUAUCUGGCCGCGUGGAGAGUUCAUGAUGAUAGCUUUGCCAAACGACGAUCACACCUUCACUGGCAACAUAUUCGCCCCUUUUGGAACGUUGGACCAACUGAAGACACCGCAGGAUUUUCUGAGCUUUUAUCAGAAGCAAUUCCCGGAUCUACUCGAGUUAAUUGGAAGAGAGAAAUUAGUUAAGGAUUACUUCGAAAGGGAGCCAAAAACAUUGAUUUCCAUUAAGUGCAAACCAUAUCACGUUGGAAAAACAACCCUUCUUGUCGGGGAUGCUGCUCACGCUAUGGUGCCUUUUUACGGCAUAGGGAUGAACGCCGGAUUCGAGGAUAUUUUACUGCUAGACGAGUUAAUGGAACGCUACAACUCGGAUUUCAGCUUGAUCCUACCGAAAUUCACGGAACUUCGAUGCGAAGACGCGCACGCUAUUUGCGAGCUUGCUAUGUACAAUUAUAUCGAGAUGAGGGAUUUGGUGACGAGGAAGUCCUUCCUUUUGCGAAAGUCUUUAGACACGUUCCUCUACCGACGAAUUCCAAAUACAUGGAUACCGCUCUACAGCACGAUUCACUUUUCGAGGAUGAAGUUUCGGGACUGCAUCGCGAACAAGGAAUGGCAAGAUAAGGUGUUGCGCAGAAUUGGUUGGUGCGUGAUGUUCUUGAUCAUUGGGAUGUUGAUGGCUCCUUUUGUCGAAGUGCUUGCAGAGAAAAACGCGUUUUCUACUGAAUACGAGUAGACACAUGAACAUAGAUACACUUGCACAAAUAACAUACGCGUAGCAGCACGAUCAUUUCGAUCUGUCAUAAACGUUUCUUACUCGCAAUAAAUUUUCAAACUUUC